AUGAAUCCUACAGUAGAUCAGCCGUUACCGGCGGAACAUCCCACAGAACCCUCACAACUGCCCGACCGUUCCCCGACCACGGAGCAGCCUCUGUCUAAGAAUGCGCAAAAGAGGCUUGCUAAAGCCGCGCGCGUAGAGGAGCAAAAAAAGGAACGUCGCGCAGCAGAAAAGGAGCGGAGGAAGGAGAGAAGACGGAAGCAGCACGAGGAGAAGAGAGCAGAGAAAGAGCAGGGCGCUCAGAGCGCCGACGAGGAGCGAGCAAGGAAGAAGCGGAAGAUGGGGGAAGGCCCACAAAGACCGUUUGGCGCAAACAUCGUCGUCGAUCUUGGGUUCGACGAUAUGAUGACUGAAAAUGAGAUCAAGUCCCUCACUUCACAACUCGCCUAUACAUACAGCGCGAACAGGAAGGCAGAACGUCCCUUCGCGUCUCUCCUGUUUACAUCGCUCAACGGACGCACAAUGACGCGUCUGGAAUCACUGAGCAAUGCAGCAUAUAAAAGGUGGGUGAAUGCGCACUGGUGGCAAGAAGGAUAUGAGCGACUAUGGGAGGGAUGUCCCCCGGUGAGGCAAAGCGAAGACUCUGGGCAGAAUGAACCUCCUGCUAUCGCCGCUAUAGAGCACACAGGAGACACACACACGGUGAAUGACCGUUUGCCCCAUUCUCAGAAUCGAAAUAUCGAGUGGACAUCCGUUCCAAAGGAGAGCGUAGUAUAUCUCACCGCAGAUUCUGACACGGAGCUGACGGAAUUGAAGGAGGAUGAGACCUACAUCAUUGGUGGUUUGUGUGAUCACAACCGGUACAAGAAUCUCUGUUUGAAUAAAUCUAAUGAUACGAGUAUACGAUCCGCACGUUUACCGAUCGGAACGUAUUUGUCCGAGUUGCGCACUCGGAAGGUCCUCACCGUAAAUCAGACAUUUGAGAUCUUGCUCAAAUGGAUCGAAACACGCGACUGGGAGCAGGCGUUAUGGGCGGUCAUACCAAAGCGGAAGUUCCAGGAUGGCGGGAAUCGAGGGAAGCAUGCAGGUGAGAGAGAUGCGGACGACAGUGAUCAGAACGGGGAUGGGGACCAAAAUGAGCGCGUAAUUGUUGAAGAUACUGGGGAGGUUGUUAUCGACGUUCAAACACUCGAGGAAGCAGAUGACGAGAUGAGGGGCGACAUCAGCUGA
Molecule: messenger RNA, 1167 nt
Organism: Fibroporia radiculosa
Lineage: Eukaryota; Fungi; Basidiomycota; Agaricomycetes; Polyporales; Fibroporiaceae
Exons: 3
Coding region: 1-1167 (388 amino acids)
Biological process (GO): tRNA N1-guanine methylation
Cellular component (GO): nucleus
Molecular function (GO): tRNA binding
Source: RefSeq, a predicted model, not a curated record